Molecule: messenger RNA, 699 nt
Organism: Penicillium canescens
Lineage: Eukaryota; Fungi; Ascomycota; Eurotiomycetes; Eurotiales; Aspergillaceae
Exons: 5
Coding region: 1-699 (232 amino acids)
Source: RefSeq, a predicted model, not a curated record
AUGGAUAUGAAUAAUGUCGCACAUCCAGCUAUCAACAUAUGGACGUUCUUCGCCCUUGCGGCUCUCGACAUUGCAGCCAACGCCGCGGCUGGGCCUGCGGCUGUUGCAACCGCUACUCACGUCAACGGCAGUCCCUUGACGGUAAGAGCUAUGCAGAUCGGUGCGAUCGCCGGAGUGACUAAAUCUGGAGUGUUGGCCUUUGUCGAAUUCCUCGGAUAUGCCGGCUUGCCGACGCCGGCGUGGAUUUUAAUGGUUUUGAUGGCUAGUAGUUUUGGAAUUUGUGUGUUGAUUACUGCGGAGGUUAGCAAUUUGGUGCUUGGAGAAACACCGAGUGCGUUGCUCAUUGCGGCUGUUGUCGCUGCUAUCCCACUCGCUGGGGAGUGCAUUGGUAUCUAUCAGUCGGCUGGAGGGUUAUAUGGUGGUAAGCCUCAGUCCCAAGUCUUUAUUCUGGGCCUUGAUGCCUUAGGGGGAUAUGUGUUUGCUCGAAUGUGCCAUAAUCUCGGUUAUGACGUAUGCCCUUACAACGUUGCAGCUGCCGCCGGCGCUGUAUAUGGUGUUAUCACUGGCUUCUUCCAUACGAUCCUUGGCUGUCUUGCUGGGGCCACCUCUUACGAAAGUCACAAUGGUCAUUUUACAGUUCGGAAUGUGUUUGGGAUUGCAGAAGGGUAUAACCCCAAUUGGCAACAAGACCUACCCUAG